Messenger RNA from Protopolystoma xenopodis, 1191 nucleotides. The record is from the annotation of a GenBank genome assembly. NCBI's taxonomy places the organism in Eukaryota, Metazoa, Platyhelminthes, Monogenea, Polystomatidea, Polystomatidae.
AUGGGACAGCAAUUUUUACCUUCAUCUACUGAAUCUUCGCCCGGCCUACCCCAGUCACUAGGAGCCAGUGGCGUUUCAGGUGUCAUGGCUUCACUGCUUCCUGGCUGUCAAGCCUCGAGUGGCUUCGUCUUCACCUCUCCUCCUUCCGCUAUUCCCUCUGUUUCCGCCUCCUCCAACUCGGUCCAUUCGACACACACCAACUUUGCUCGUGUCGGAGAGUUUAGCCUGACCGAGCUGGCGAGGCCAUGCUGUGCUUCCGGAGCACCCGGGCUUUCCGGCCAUUCGGGCUUGUCUGGGCCGCGCGGUCAGCAGAGUACUGGUCCGUCCUACCGACUAUCACACAGCUAUAGCGCCCAGGAUGCCAGCAGUCUCAUACACCAGCAGAAACAGUAUCAACAACAGCACCAACUGCAUCAACCCAAUUGUGCAUUUCAACCGGCCACCCCGAAGCUCCGUUACUCCAGCCACCAUAUUCAUCCGGCACAACAACAGGGGCCGCUAUCACACCCACCCCUCCCUCUGCCACUGCACACAGCACAUGUGGCUCAUGGGCAACCGCUUCCACAGCAUCUCGCCUAUGCCGCCCUCAGCCAGCCUCACCCGGGCCUCUGUAACGCCUCCAACCUCAUCUCUGGAUGUUCGACGCCCUCGCAAUCGCGACUGGGACAGCUGCCGCCGGCCUCGGGGCAGCGACCCAACUUGAUGCUCAACCCACUCUCCCCUUCAACGACCGCCGGCACUGGGCUCUCCGGAGUUGCGGCUCCACUAGCGACCUCCGGCGUGACCACAGGCGUCGCUCCUAUUCCAGGACCUGCCGGUCCACGGUCGGCGUCGUCUGCUCGAAUGCUCGCCACACCUGCCUCUGGGUCCGGUCCCCCAGUGGGUCCCUCAUGUCAGCCAGCCUCAGGAUUCGUAGGAAGUAGCCUGGCCGCAGGACCACCAGCCUCCUCCGUGCCCGGUGUCACUGCCCCAACAGCCUCGCCCUCUUCCUCGCCUGCUGGGCCUGGCCUCCUCUUGCUCCCCAGACCUGGUGGUGAUAUGCAAGUGGAAUCCAACGGCCCUGUCCUUCCCGGGCUCGUGGGGCCGCCGUCAGCUGGGCUUUGUCGUUUUAUACCUGGUCAUCCGGGGAGAUUUUAUGCCAACGGCGAGAUGGCAAGUGCUGCAGCCGCCUCUCUACUCUGGCCCGGUUAG